Messenger RNA from Oikopleura dioica, 4086 nucleotides. The record is from the annotation of a GenBank genome assembly. Lineage: Eukaryota; Metazoa; Chordata; Appendicularia; Copelata; Oikopleuridae.
AUGCCUGAGUCAGAGCGAAAUGGAAUUUAUGGUAUUAAUCGGACAGUUACUGAACCAACUGCUCCAACUCCUUCUUCAUUGAAUGACGAACCGCCAGCGUAUGAUGAUUUGUUCGAUUAUAAGAAGCAAGACACCGAGCAAGAGUCGAUCGAGUCAACUUCUAUUGAAGAAUCUUCAGUGGAAGAUCAAGAAACAAAUUUUGGUGUCAUUCAAGAUGGCCAAGAUGGAUCGGGACAGGAUUGUACGGGCUGUGAUGCAAGCACGGGAUAUACUGAUGAUGGUACUGGCGUAUGUAUUUGUGAUGCAUCUAUUGGAUUUGCUAGUGUUGCAGGCGGUGGAGCCUGUGAAUGCGACCCGCUACAAGGAUAUGUUUCCGACAACGCAGGAGGCUGUGAAUGUGAUCCAUCAGGAAACUUUGACGGAACAAAGAGCCCGCCAGAUAAGUGCGAAUGCGAUGCGUCCUCGGGUUUUGUCGACGGAAAUCCUAGUGGCGCUCCGAACUGCGUAGAAACGAAAGACUGCAGCGAUCCUGGUGUUGACACUUCCGAUAACCCAUGCAUUAAUUGCCUUACAGAUGAUGGUUUUAUUGACAAUGCCGGAAUUUGUGAAUGCAACGUCGAUCUCGGAUUUACCCUUGAUCUCAAUACCAAUCCACCAUCCUGUGUUUGUGAUCCAAAUGGUAAUUUUGACCCCUCUGUUGCCUUUGAUGGUUCAACCCGGUGCACUUGCAAUGAAGGUGAUGGAUAUUCUGACGCAGCUUCCGACCCUGCUGCACCAGAUUGUCAGAUCGACUGUACUCUUGAUGUUUUUGAUGGCGCAAUCGAUGACGGAAGCAAUAGUGGUGUUUGCAUAUGUGAUGUAAAUAAAGGAUAUACUGGGUCUGAUCCAAAGGCAUGCUCCUGCAAUUCAAUUUUGCACAUGGUUGAUGCGGAUUCAUCCGUUAUUUCGGAUAGAUGUGCUUGCGAUGUGGCGAAUAAUUUUGAAGAUAUCGAGACAGAUCCAAACCCGCCUGACUGCCGCUGCAAAACUUUCUCUGACACUGCUGCCGCGGAUUCAAAUUUGUUUCUUAUUAAUUAUGCUGGAGACGGAUGCUUUCACUGCUAUUCUGACAAAGAUGCAGAUGGCAAUCCUGAUCUCAUUGGGGAUACUGUCGCUUCUUAUGGAACUUCCUGUACUUGUGCCGAUGGAUAUCAUCUCAGUGAUAAUAAUGAGUGCUUUCGAUGCACGGCUGACUUGACAACAGAUUCAGGAUGGCGAGGAAUCACGAGAAUCACAAGGGACACUAGUUGUGGCCUGGAUGAUACCGGCGCCGGAACCACAUGCGCGGUUGAUACAAAUGCAGAUCAGCCAAACUCAGGUCCAUGCCUUCCAGAUAAUGUGCUAAAUGCUGCUUGUGAGAAUGGAUACUGCAAGUGUGAUACGGACUACUAUGCAAAUGAAGCAAGAGAUUUUUGUGUUCAUUGCCCGGCUCCAGGAAGAUGGGAUCCAAAUAACUUUCAUUGUGGUGAUAAAGAGUACUGGUAUGGCGAUGACGUUCGAGGUUGGUGCAAUCGAUGCGAGGUUCAGCGAGAACAUGCUCAGGCAAAUCUUACCUCGUUUCAUUUUAUUGAUGACACUCAGCAGCCAAAAUGUACCUGUCUUUGCAACACCGCGAAUAAGUACUGGUACAAUGUUGAACGACACAACUGUUUCCUCGCUUCCGAUUUUUUCUGCCCAAAAUGCGCUGAUUCGACAACACUCGGGCAGCUACCGAAUGAUCCGGAAGGUGUGUCGUUUGAUUGCUGGAAUAUGAACACUGUUUCUACGUCUCAAUGGAAUAUCGACAGCGACAAGUAUUUUUGCAACCCAAGUGAGGGUGGUGUCUGCAGGACACGAACAUAUGCGUAUGAAUUGAAAGAUAGAAAUUCGGAAGUUGUGGGAAUCAUCAGAGAUUGCGGCGAUGAUUCAGUCACGAUUGAUGAUGUUUUCAGCGGCUUCAUCACGCAAACAUAUCAUAUCUUUAAAAAUGAUGACGCACUUGAGACGAGAAAAACGGAAGGGCAGACAAUUCCCAUUCGUGAAAUUUUCACACCACCAAUGGAAUCAACAUCUUUAGCGCGAUCUGAGGCGGUUCCAGUAACUUACAAUUCCUCUCUUGAUAUGUACCCGAAUGAAAUCGUCCAUCCAGUCAUCAACAUCAUUAAAUGCUACGAAUGCUCUGCAAUGACUGAAGACAACAAGGAUAAAUGCAUCAAGCCCAACUCCAACACGCCUUAUGCUUACUGUGAGAAGAACUCCUGUCAAGCUGUGAUCAGAUCUUACAAACUCGAUGGGAAGAAAUUUUACUUUGCAAAACGAGGAUGUACUGACAGGCCGGAAGAUGGAAUAUCCCCUAAUGCUGUUUCAACCAACCCUGCUGACUUUGAUGAAAAAGAUUCGUUUCCUGAGCAAAUGGUGACAAACGUUGACACAAUCGUCCAAAGAUCCAUUUCUGACCUCGGGAACAACUUCCAAUCUUACAAAAUGGAUGCUGCGAUUCCAUUCGAGUGCAUAUUCUGCGAUGGGGAAGCUUCUGUUACGCUCACAACGAACACAAAAUUUCAAUUUGGUGUCCAUCUGGACAAUACAAACCUCGGACUUUGCUGGAACAUCGAAACUGGCCAGACCUACAAUGGUGUCUCCUGUGAUUCUCAAUGCUUCACAAAAGCAACGAUGUUUUCUCAUGGAAAUAAGACUCACGUGACAUACACAAUGUCAGCUGAACGUGGUUGUCGAGAAUCCUCAUCAACCUAUUUGGCAGAACAAAAAGAGCUCAGCAAGUUUCACAACGUCAAAUCAAAUGUUUAUGCCUGUGAUUUUUCUGACGGUCAAAAGUGCAAUGAUGAAAAUUUGGACGACAAGCUUCUCGAUUUUGAAGAAAUGAGCCUCCUCAAGUGCAAAAUCUGCGAUACUAAGCUAUUCAACACUGACAAGGAUCAUCCUUGUAUCCAGAACGCAUCUUCUCUACCAGACACAACUUGUCCAGAUGCAACUUACAGGUCUUGCGGAGUCAACACCACCGCUGCUUAUUCUGGAGCAGAUGCUAGAUAUGAAACUAACCGAUUUUGUUCGAGAGACUUGCCGAAAAAUAGAAUGACAAAAAUUCCUCAUCCUGACUACACCGGAGCCACACUUACUAGCUAUCACUGCAACACAAAUGGUUGCAAUACUUUUGCGGGUGAAAUCAUUCCAGAUGGAACUCCAGCGCUGACAACAACGACGACCACAACAACGUCUACUUCAUCCGAACAAAAAAUAAGCAUAGAUCUGCUGAUUUUAGGCUUGAUUUAUUUAUUCGCGCACAAUUCCUUAACUCGACCGAAUCCAGUCGAUUUCAUUUCUGCCGAAAGAAUUUUGCCCGAGAGCUAUCAAAUCAUGAAGCCUCCGCCGAACUUUUUCAAGCUGGAUGAAAAGGAUUUCAACAUUCCUCCAGCGAUUCUAGCGCAUCCACAAAAACCUUGUGAGAUUAAUGAGCUGCCGAUUUUCAUCAAGAGCGCGAUCAACAACAAAAGACUUCGAUCCUUCAAUCGCCAGAUCCGCGACGAGUACCAGAAGCUGCUUCCAGAUCAGAAACUCAAGAUUUACUUCGUUUUCGGCAAAAAAGACUCUGGCAUGGAAGUUCUCUAUCAGGAGUUGGAGGAGUUUGACGACUUGAUCAUUGCUGAUUUUGAUGAUAUUUACAAUAAUCUCCCGCUAAAGACUUUCGCUGCUCAUAAUUUCCUGAAUUCCGAAUAUUUCGACGCUUGCAAUAUCCAAUGGACAAUUUUUCACGAUGACGAUUCUGUUGUUGACUACGAAAACUUGAUCAAAAACACCUUCAAAAGAGAAUCGUCCGACACUGCUAAAUUCCGCUGCCUUUUUUGCGACAUCAAACCUGGUCAGCCAGUCCGCUCGGGAAAAUAUGGAGUCAAUGCUUUCAACUUCCCGAUGGGCUACAUUUUUCCUCCUUUUUGCAACGGCCCUGCUGCUUCUUUCACGAAAAAAGCCUCGGCGGAUAUUUUUGAAAUCGCGAAAACUCACAGAAAUGGCCAAAAAACACUCAAAAUCAUAUUUUUAAUCUAUUUUUGA